Aricia agestis (brown argus) is the source of this 1295-nucleotide messenger RNA. Its product is annotated as aminoacylase-1-like. Bases 1 to 1203 code for a protein of 400 amino acids. The transcript has 9 exons. Gene Ontology annotation, cellular component: cytoplasm. Gene Ontology annotation, biological process: amino acid metabolic process. The record is from RefSeq and is a predicted model, not a curated record. NCBI's taxonomy places the organism in Eukaryota, Metazoa, Arthropoda, Insecta, Lepidoptera, Lycaenidae. Gene Ontology annotation, molecular function: aminoacylase activity.
AUGGCAAUAGAUUACAGCAGCGACCCCGCUGUCAACAACUUUCGCGAGUACCUGCGGAUAGCGAGCGUACACCCUAAUGUCAACUAUGAUGAAUGUCUAACAUUCCUCCGUCGUCAGGCCCAGGAAUGUGGUCUAACAGUUCAGGAGUUUGAGCCUGUGCCGAAGAAACCGGUGCUGGUGAUGACGUGGACGGGCGAGGAACCAACGCUGCCGAGCAUCCUAUUGCUGUCACACAUGGAUGUUGUUCCCGUAGCUGGGCAAGAUUGGGACUAUCCUCCCUUCGAGGCGCGCCUCAUAGAUGGUCGGAUCUACGCGCGCGGCUCGCAGGACAUGAAGGCACAUGCCAUGCAGACUAUAGAGGCAGUGAGGAGGCUGAAGAAGAACAAUAUCAAGAUGAAGAGGACGGUGCAUCUGUGUUUUGUGCCAGACGAGGAAGUCGGUGGCUUCGACGGCAUGGCAACGUUCGUGAAGACAGACGCGUACCGGAGUCUCAACGUGGGGUUCUGUAUCGACGAGGGCUCCGGCAGCCCGGGAGACGAGAUCGUGGUCUACAACGGAGCUAAGAGCAUUUGGCAUAUCGAGGUGACAUGUCGGGGACAAUCUGGACAUGGGUCACUCAUGUUCCCCAAUACUUGUGGAGAAAAAAUCCGCUACAUCAUAGACAAGUUCAUGGAUCUCCGUAAGGAGUAUGUGGCGAAGGUCGCGGCGAGUGGCAAACCCAAUCUGCUGGCACUCGGUGACGUCAUAUCUGUUAAUCUUACCAUGUUACGGGGUGGCGAACAAAACAACGUGAUUCCCGAUAAGAUGGUCGCCAGCUUCGACCUGCGACUGCCUCCUUUCUUGGACUUCGAUCAGUUUGAGAAUCAGAUAAAGCAGUGGUGCGAGGAAGCGGGAGAGGCGGUGACGUUCGAUUUCCAACAGAAAGACCCCAAGCCUAAAGACUUCAACCUAGACGAAGUCAUCUACUGGCAGCCCAUCAAGGACACGCUGGAUAAGAUGAAAAUUCCCUACCUAGUCGGCAUCUUCCCCGCCGGCAACGACUCCCGGUUUGUCCGGGAGCUCGGCACUCCCGCCAUCGGCCUGUCCCCGCUCCGGCACACGCCAGUAGCGGCUCACGCGCGCAACGAGAGCCUCCUCGUGUCCGUCUUCCUCGAGGGCAUCACCGUGUUCGAGAACAUCAUACCCGCUAUGUGCAACGCGUGAAAAAAGAGUCAACGUCAUGUGAAACGAGUGAAAAAAAAUAAACGUCUAUCCCCGCGUUCCAUUUAGCGUUAAAAACGAUCAAAACGCUUAAA